This is a messenger RNA of Lethenteron reissneri (Far Eastern brook lamprey), 624 nucleotides long. RefSeq names its product nectin-1-like. The record is from RefSeq and is a predicted model, not a curated record. NCBI's taxonomy places the organism in Eukaryota, Metazoa, Chordata, Hyperoartia, Petromyzontiformes, Petromyzontidae. Gene Ontology annotation, cellular component: adherens junction. Gene Ontology annotation, biological process: homophilic cell-cell adhesion; heterophilic cell-cell adhesion.
ACGGGCACGCAAAUCACGUGGACUAAAGACAAAAGUACAGAGAGCAUCAUCUCGAGAUGGGGCACAUUGAUCGAUAACAAAGAUACGAAUUUGGAGUUUGUGAGCAGCACCUUCGGAGGGAUGCUAAACUCCCUCCGGCUGAAGAACGUGACGAUGAACAAUAGUGGAACUUACGAAUGCAAGCUCACCACCAACAUGGGGUCAAGAAUAACAAUCGUCAAACUGGUUGUGCACGAAUCCCCCGAGAUCAUUCUACCCAAAGUCCUCUUGGACGGCUCCGAUGAAGCGUCCGUCGCCUGCCAGACACCGAAGGACGUCCGCUUAGCAGGCAUGUCGUGGAAGCUGUCCAACGGAACAAUGAGGCAGCAGAUAAACUACCGGAACAACACUUCGACGGCCUUUCUCAAGCCGACGCCAGAGAUGCACGGGCAGACCUUGACGUGCUUCGUCGAAUUCUCCGGCGGCGUGGGGAAAGUGGAGCAGUCGGUCGUGCUCGACGUCAAGUACCUGACUUUGACGAUCGUGGACGGUGGCGGCCCCCAUCGCAAAGGUCAACAGAGUGUCAAUCUCACUUGCAAAGCCAAGGGCAACCCCAUGGCCACGAGCUACUCCUGGACAACGUGA